CAGCGAGGACAACCGAGAGAGGAGGCCGAGCCGGCGGGAGAGGCCGACCGGGUCAGCUCGUAGUUCUUUAAGAUCCGGGAUGCCCUACAAGCUGAAGAAAGAGAAGGAGCCUCCAAAAUCUACUAAAAGCACUACAAAGGCCAGCAGCAGCAGUGGAAAGGAUGGAGGCAAUGCAACAGAGAAUUCAGAAGAGACCCAGCAGCAGCAGCAACAGCAGCAGCAACAGCAGCAGCCCUCAAAUAAGCGUCCCAGCAACAGUACCCCUCCACCAACCCAGCUGAAUAAGAUCAAGUAUUCAGGGGGACCACAGAUUGUAAAGAAGGAGCGACGGCAAAGUUCCUCUCGUUUCAACUUAAGCAAAAACCGGGAGCUUCAAAAGCUUCCUGCCCUUAAAGAUGCUCCUCCUCAUGAACGGGAAGAGCUCUUCAUACAGAAGCUACGACAGUGCUGUGUCCUCUUUGACUUUGUCUCUGACCCACUCAGUGACUUGAAAUUCAAAGAGGUCAAACGGGCAGGACUCAAUGAAAUGGUGGAAUACAUUACUCAUAAUCGGGAUGUUGUCACAGAAGCCAUUUAUCCUGAAGCAGUUAUCAUGUUUUCAGUGAAUCUCUUCCGGACACUUCCACCAUCAUCUAAUCCUACAGGAGCAGAAUUUGAUCCUGAGGAAGAUGAACCUACACUAGAAGCUGCUUGGCCACAUCUCCAGCUGGUAUAUGAAUUCUUUCUGAGGUUCUUGGAGUCUCCAGACUUUCAGCCGAACAUAGCCAAGAAAUACAUUGACCAGAAGUUUGUGUUGUCACUGCUGGAUUUAUUUGAUAGUGAAGAUCCCAGAGAACGAGACUUUCUGAAGACAAUUUUGCAUAGGAUUUAUGGGAAGUUUUUGGGCCUCCGAGCUUAUAUAAGGAGACAGAUCAACAACAUAUUUUAUAGGUUUAUUUAUGAGACAGAACAUCACAAUGGGAUUGCAGAAUUGCUAGAGAUUUUAGGGAGUAUAAUCAAUGGAUUUGCUUUGCCCUUGAAGGAAGAGCACAAAAUGUUCCUCAUCCGGGUCUUGCUACCAUUACACAAAGUGAAAUCUUUGAGUGUCUACCACCCUCAGUUGGCGUAUUGUGUUGUGCAGUUCUUGGAAAAAGACAGCAGUCUGACUGAACCGGUAAGCAUUUCUUUGUGA
Python bivittatus (Burmese python) is the source of this 1171-nucleotide messenger RNA. NCBI's taxonomy places the organism in Eukaryota, Metazoa, Chordata, Lepidosauria, Squamata, Pythonidae. The record is from RefSeq and is a predicted model, not a curated record.